AUACAACCGCCUAGAUAACCACGAUGAGAGCACGAGGAGGAAUCCACGUUGCAUUAUCUCGUGCCCAUUUCGGUGCUUCACUCCUUUUACCGUUUCCCUUUUCCCUUGUUUCUCCGUAGACUCCUCCAUGGCUGUCAGAUAACGUGCAACUUCCCUCCUGCAAUGUCUCCCGACGCGAUGGCGGACAAGCGAGGCCGCAUCGUUGCGAGCGUCGCUGCCACCGCGAUAGCGCUGGCCUGUGGAUCCAACUAUGUCUACUCCGCGUGGGCGCCGCAGUUUGCAGAGCGACUCGGGCUCUCAGCGACAGAGAGCAACCUCAUCGGGCUCUUUGGCAACUUGGGCAUGUACACAAUGGGCGUGCCCAUAGGCAUGUUCAUCGACAAUGGAGGCCCAAGACCAGCCGUUCUAGCAGGCUCCGUCCUGCUCGCCGUCGGCUACUUUCCUCUCCAUCGUGCGUACGACAGCGCAUCAGGGCCGGUCCCGCUGCUCUGUUUCUUUUCGUAUCUGAGUGGUCUCGGCGGGUGCAUGGCCUUUGCCGCCGCGGUCAAGACAUCUGCCCUCAACUGGCCUCAAGACCGAGGCACUGCCACCGCAUUUCCCCUCGCGGCCUUUGGUCUCAGCGCCUUCUUCUUCUCGCUGCUGGGCGGCAUGCUCUUCCCAGGCGACCCCAGCAGCUUCCUGCUGCUGCUGGGGGUCGGGACAUGCGGAAUGACCUUGGUGGGCUUCUUCUUCCUCAAGGUCUACCCGCACCAGCACUCCAGCUACCAUGCGCUGCAGUCUGGCGAUGGCGAGGAGGACGACGCGGAGGAUCUUGUGCCCGAUCGUCCAGCCCGCCUUCGGCGAACCUCCUCCAAGGAACUCAAGGCUCGUCGAGCCAACGGUAAUGAUAUUGAACCCGGUACGUCGGAAUCAGCUUCACACACCACCACCAUCACAAGCACAGACACUACUGCCAGUACUGCUGCUACUACUACCAUCAGCACCACUGCCUCCCCCAAUCCUUAUACGCCAGCAUCUGUUGGCGAAGCCGCGGCGUCCCGUCGUGAAGAUCCCGACGAGACCACGCCCAUCUUUCCCAGUCCCCGUGAUUCCUCUGAGGAUUUGGUGGCGGACAGCAUUAUUGAUUUGGAUCGUUCGCACCGAGUAGAUAUUCGCGGACUCAAGCUCCUCACAAACUUUGAAUUCUGGCAACUGUUCCUGAUCAUGGCCAUCUUGGCGGGCGUCGGUCUCAUGACCAUCAACAACAUUGGCAAUAACGCCAAGGCCCUCUGGAAGAAGUACGACGAUUCCGUCAGCUCAGAGUUCCUGGUGUCGCGUCAGCAGAUGCAUGUCUCCAUCCUGUCGGUCUGCAGCUUCCUGGGACGAUUGUCCAGUGGCGUCGGUUCCGAUUUUCUCGUCAAGCGCCUGCACGCUAGUCGCGUCUGGUGCCUGGUGCUUGCCACCGUCAUCUUCUUCUGCGCCCAGGUCUGCGCUCUCAACAUUGAGAAUCCGCACCUGCUGGGCUUCGUCUCCAGCCUCUCGGGCCUGGGGUAUGGCUUCCUGUUUGGCGUCUUCCCGUCCAUCAUUGCCGAAACCUUUGGUAUCCGUGGCUUGAGCCAGAACUGGGGUUUCAUCACGCUCGCCCCCGUCGUCUCCUCCAACGUGUUCAACAUCUUCUACGGGCAGACGUACGACGCACACACUGUCAAGCGCCCCAGUGGCGAGAUGAUGUGCAUGGAUGGGCUGGAGUGCUACAAGAGCGCGUACUGGAUGACCUUUUGCUCCUGCGUUGUAGGGCUGGGUGCGUCCCUGUGGACCAUUCGCCAUCAGCAUGUCAGGCACAAGAAGGAACUCUCCAAGGGCGAUGAGGAGGACUAGAGGUUUGAUGACCGUACCAUUGGAAGAAAUACAUUAGAUCUCAGGUUAUUUCAAGAGCGCUAGAGCAGAGCAUAGAAGGGCUUUAGGGCACCGCAGAUCACACGGCUGCCGGC
Messenger RNA from Emericellopsis atlantica, 1970 nucleotides. Its product is annotated as major facilitator superfamily domain-containing protein. The transcript is spliced from 4 exons. Gene Ontology annotation, cellular component: membrane. The coding region runs from base 163 to 1857 and encodes 564 amino acids. The record is from RefSeq and is a predicted model, not a curated record. Gene Ontology annotation, molecular function: transmembrane transporter activity. Gene Ontology annotation, biological process: transmembrane transport. NCBI's taxonomy places the organism in Eukaryota, Fungi, Ascomycota, Sordariomycetes, Hypocreales, Bionectriaceae.